Molecule: messenger RNA, 613 nt
Organism: Plasmopara halstedii
Lineage: Eukaryota; Oomycota; Peronosporomycetes; Peronosporales; Peronosporaceae
Exons: 1
Coding region: 309-509 (66 amino acids)
Source: RefSeq, a predicted model, not a curated record
GUCAAUUUGUACGAAAUUCAUUUGCAGCUUGUGUUAGGCCUACAUUCGCUUAGGUCGGCAUCCUACAAUCGCCCACUUUCUGAAUUGUUACAUAACCGGAUUCAUCAUAUAAUGCAGAGCAAAUAAAAUCAUCUGGUGGUUGUUGUGCAUGUUCUCACGUGUUAUCGCAGAAUACCCGCUCUGAAGAACCUGCCAAAGGGUGACCGAUUCAAAAUAUUUGUUCCGAUUUCAAGGGGGUCGAUUCCAUGAUCGGACCUCCAAACCGAUGAUAUCAUGCAACGAACGAUUAUUCGCUUUUGCGCAGGUCAAUGGCAGCUAAAUCAGCAAUCACCUCACUAAGGCCAGAGCAAGUCUCGUUUACACUAAAGUAUGAAUCGAGCACGAAAGCUUUGUCAAUCUUUAUAGAAUUAAACAAAAUCGGAUUGGUCGUUGUCGUCAUCGAUGUACUGCUGCACUUCGUCGUGAAUAUUGACGUCUUCAUUUAUAACAACUGUGAGAAUCUUUUGUGAUGAGCAAUAUUGACAAGGAUAGCUGCAUCAAGACAUGAAGUGGCUUGCCAAAGGUCACUCCUACAGCGCCGCUGUCGUUUUUACAUCGCCGCUGGUAACUGCCC